Carica papaya (papaya) is the source of this 738-nucleotide messenger RNA. It is a transcript of the gene RST1, whose product is annotated as ARM repeat superfamily protein. Gene Ontology annotation, biological process: regulation of post-transcriptional gene silencing. NCBI's taxonomy places the organism in Eukaryota, Viridiplantae, Streptophyta, Magnoliopsida, Brassicales, Caricaceae. The record is from RefSeq and is a predicted model, not a curated record.
GACCAUCUGUCAAUGCUAUACGGAGCUGAUUCUGAAUAUGUCUGUAAUAAUCUGGAUCCUAUCAUUGGAGUUUGUUGAUGGCUUCAUGCGUUGGAGCAGGAAGUCUUCUUGCUUGCAUUUUGAAUGAAGGUGUUCAUUCCAUUGAGGUUGAGCAAGUAGAACAUUUACUUGAAUUGUUCAGGAAAUGUUACUCUAAUCCUUUUCCCUCUAUUGUCCAUCUGGGUGGAAUUCUUGGAGUCGUUAAUGCUUUGGGGGCAGGUGCUGGAAAUUUGAUUUAUGUUCUUCCUCUAUCCCCAGCUUCACGUGAUGUUAAUGAAGAAAAGCAGGGACAUUCUCAUAUUUUGGGUCCUCUACUUUCAAGUCUUGCUUGCGAACAACGUUUGACAACAUUAGUGCAAGAGAUGUUUCUUCUUGCGCAGAAUUCUGAUAACCAUCAACUGCAACAAUAUGCUGCAUGGGGAAUUUCAUUUCUUAGAUAUUACUUGUGGUCGAAAGAACUACCAGGUCUUGAUAGUAGCCAGGCAGAUGUUGCUCGCACAAAAUCUGUUCCUCAAAGUGUUCCUGAUGACAGUGUAGUCAUGAAGCUUGGUCAAUGGCUAAAGUAUCUGAAUUUUUCUCGGACAGAAAGUAUGGCAGAUGUUGGUACAGGAAAACUGUUCUAAGAUGAGAUUCAACUCCUCAUAAUAGUUCCAACUACAAAGAUAGGCAAUUUAAGGAACAUAGCAAAAUCAAAUAUAG